Messenger RNA from Gorilla gorilla gorilla (western lowland gorilla), 705 nucleotides. RefSeq names its product ubiquitin carboxyl-terminal hydrolase MINDY-2-like. The coding region runs from base 1 to 705 and encodes 234 amino acids. The record is from RefSeq and is a predicted model, not a curated record. The transcript has 3 exons. Lineage: Eukaryota; Metazoa; Chordata; Mammalia; Primates; Hominidae.
AUGGCUAAAAACCUCUCAAACUUGAUGGAAGACAUGAAUAUAGACCUCAAAGAGCCCGAUGAACUCCAAUUAAGUGGAUUAAGAAAACAGAAGACUGGGCUGGGGGCGGCGGCCGCCAGGAGGAGCCUCCCGGACUCGGCUUCUCCCGCGGGCUCUCCUGAGGUUCCCGGAUCCUGCAGCUCCUCCGCGGGUUUGGACUUGAAGGACAGUGGUUUGAAGAGUCCUGCUGCCGCCGAGGCGCCUCUGAGAGGGCAGUACAAGGUGACCGCCUCCCCGGAGACAGCCGUGGCCGGAGUGGGUCAUGAGUUGGGUACCGCUGGAGACGCGGGAGCCCGCCCGGAUCUCGCCGGCACCUGCCAAGCUGAGCUGACCGCCGCCGGCUCCGAAGAGCCCAGCAGCGCCGGCGGCCUCAGCAGCAGUUGCAGCGACCCGAGCCCUCCUGGGGAAUCUCCGAGCCUGGACUCUCUGGAGUCGUUCUCUAACCUGCAUUCUUUUCCCAGUAGCUGUGAGUUCAAUAGUGAGGAGGGAGCGGAGAACAGGGUCCCUGAGGAGGAUGAGGGCGCGGCGGUGUUGCCCGGGGCUGUUCCCCUGUGCAAGGAGGAGGAGGGGGAGGAGACCGCUCAGAUUGAAGAGGCAGGAUCACAUUCUCACUCCUUCUUUGAGGCCAGCAUUACCCUGAUGCUAAAGCCAAACAAGGCACUAUAA